This is a messenger RNA of Vespa velutina, 838 nucleotides long. RefSeq names its product farnesol dehydrogenase-like. The record is from RefSeq and is a predicted model, not a curated record. The coding region runs from base 80 to 835 and encodes 251 amino acids. The transcript is spliced from 5 exons. NCBI's taxonomy places the organism in Eukaryota, Metazoa, Arthropoda, Insecta, Hymenoptera, Vespidae.
ACGUAUAGCGAGAGAAGAAGCCGGCAAUACGGUGGUGAAACAUCGUUGUUAAACGUUAAACAGUGAAAGUCUUUGAAAGAUGGAACGUUGGUCAGGUAAAGUUGCAUUAGUGACGGGAGCGAGUGUUGGAAUCGGAGCUAAGAUCGCCGAAGAAUUGGCAAGACAUGAUCUCAAGGUCGUUGCUAUUGCAAGAAGGUUUAACAAGUUGGAGGAAUUAAAAAGGAGAGUGGAAGAACAGAAGUUGCCGGGCAAGAUUUAUCCUAUGAAAUGUGAUGUCAGUAAGGAAGAAGAAAUCUUAAAUGUUUUCAAAUGGAUUAAAGAAGAACUAGGUGAAGUUAAUGUUCUCAUUAACAAUGCCGCUGUUAUUGUCAAUGAAAAAAUCAUCGAUGGAUCAACGGAGAACUUUCGUAAUAUUAUGAAUGUGAAUGUGAUCGCUAUUGCUAUCUGCACAAGAGAAGCCAUUAGAAUGAUGUCUAAAUCAAAAAUGCAAGGACACAUUAUCAAUAUUAAUAGCAUUUCUGGCCAUGAUGCGAAGAGUAUAAAAGUACCGUUCAGUUUAUAUCCAUGCAGCAAGUAUGCUAUUACAGGCAUGUCCGAAAGUGUUCGUAAUGAGAUUAUAAAUGAUGGAUUAGAUAUUAAAAUUACAAGUAUUAGCCCAGGUAUUGUGAAAACCGAUAUGGUUGACUGUUUUAAUUUGCCGCAAGAUGUUCUAAACAAACUGUUAAUGUUAUCGGAUAAGGAAGUCGCCGAAGGAGUUAUUUAUGUACUAUCCCGCUCCUCUAAUGUUGAAGUUAAUGAAUUAAUCAUUGCACCUCUACAUCAGAAAUUACCUUAAAAG